AUGGCUGCAUCGACGAGCUACUACAUCGGCGUAGACGUUGGAACAGGGUCGGCAAGGGCGGCGCUCGUCUCGGCGGAGGGAGAUAUCGUCGCAGAGUCGACGUACAACACGACUACGUGGAGGGAUGACCGCGACAAGGACAUCUUUGAGCAGUCCUCGACCCAGAUCUGGAACUGCAUCUCGUCCGCUUGCAAGGACGUCCUGCGCGACUCCAAGGUCGACCCGGCUCAGGUUCGCGGAAUCGGCUUCGACGCGACUUGCUCGCUCGUCGCCGCCAAGCUCGACUCGGGAGCGCCUGUGCCCGUCACGCCUGGUUCAUGGAGUAGCGAGCAGGCGGCAAAGGAGGCGGAAGUGAGGGAUAUCAUCUUGUGGGCGGACCACCGAGCAUCGAAGGAAGCCAAGCUUAUCAACUCGACUCAAAGUCCCUGGCUCAAAUACGUCGGCAACACGAUCUCGCUCGAGAUGGAGAUCCCCAAGAUGCUCUGGCUCAAGAACCACAUGCCGUCCUCCCUCUUCACAUCCUGCAUGUUCUUCGACCUCCCCGACUGGCUCACCUACCGCGCGACCGGCGACCUCGCCCGAUCCAACUGUUCGCUCGGGUGCAAGUGCUCGUACGUUCCGCCGGGCGUCGAGGGGAGCGAGGGGUGGAACAGGGAGUUCUUUGAGCAGAUUGGGUUGGAGGAGUUUGUCAAGAACGACUUCGUGCAAGUCGGCGGCCUCCCGGGCAAGAACGGCCUCAUCCUCACCGCCGGCCAGCCCGUCGGCCGAGGUCUCUCGAAGAAGGCGGCUGAGGAGCUCGGCUUGAAGGAAGGAACGGCUGUCGGAAGCGCGGUCAUCGAUGCGUACGCCGGCUGGAUCGGUACGGUCGCCGCACCGAUGGAAGGUCAAAAGACUACGACGCUCGAUGACGCCGCACACCGACUUGCUGCUAUCGCGGGAACCAGCACGUGCCAUAUCGUUCAGAGCGAGGAGGCCGUGUUCGUCAAGGGUGUUUGGGGGCCAUACAAGCAUGCUGUCUUCCCUGGGUACUGGAUGAACGAAGGCGGCCAAUCCUCGACCGGCCAGCUCCUCGACUUCAUGAUCGACACGCACCCCGCGUCGGACAAGCUCAAGCAGCUCGCGAAGGAGAAGGGCACGAACCACUUCUCCCUCUUGACCGAGAUCCUCGAGGAGAUGGUCAAGGAGAAGGGCGUCCCGUUCAUGAGUUACUUGACGAGGGACAUGUACCUGUACCCGGACUUGCACGGCAACCGCUCGCCCCUCGCCGACGUCGACAUGCGCGGCAUGCUCAUCGGCAUGCAGCUCGACAAGACCAUCGGCGACCUCGCUCUCCGGUACUACGCGACGGGCGAGGCGAUCGCUUUGCAGACGAAGCACAUUAUCGACGAGAUGAACAAGAGCGGACACAAGGUUGAGAGCAUCUUUAUGAGUGGAGGACUCGUCAAGAACCGAUUCCUCAUGACCCUCAUCGCCGACAUCUGCAACAUGCCGGUCCAGCUCCCCUACUCCUCCUCCGCAUCCGUCGUCCUCGGCAGUGCCAUGCUCGGCGCGGCAGCGGCGGAAGAAGCCGACCGGCUCCGCAAGACGCUCGACUCGCAAGCUGAGGCGGAGAAGAGCUCGUAUGGCAUGAAGGACCGGCUGUGGGACAUUAUGAUCCGCAUGACCCGCCCCGGCUCGACUAUCGCGCCCCAAGCGUCCGACAAGGAGCUCAAGCUCCUCCAGGCCAAGUACUCUAUUUUCCUCGAGUGCGUCACGCUGCAGCGGAAGUGGCGCAAGGAGGUUCGGGACGCGCUGGGCGAGUAG
Molecule: messenger RNA, 1803 nt
Organism: Rhodotorula toruloides NP11
Lineage: Eukaryota; Fungi; Basidiomycota; Microbotryomycetes; Sporidiobolales; Sporidiobolaceae
Product: protein of carbohydrate kinase, FGGY type family
Exons: 13
Coding region: 1-1803 (600 amino acids)
Biological process (GO): carbohydrate metabolic process
Molecular function (GO): phosphotransferase activity, alcohol group as acceptor; kinase activity
Source: RefSeq, a predicted model, not a curated record